AUGUUCAACAGAGUUUUUCGACGUAGUUUCUCCAAUGCGAGAUACUUAAGAUCGUCACUAGAGUCGUCUGUCCCAGACAAUGCUCCCACGCAAAAAGAGAAUAUGAAAUGGUUGGGUAAAGUGGCCUCUAUGUCAAAGAAAUCUGAUACAGAGCUGACCAACGACCAAAGCACUUUCACCGUGGAAAAAUUCCCUAAUCCAACACAAGAAUCAACGACACCAGAGCCUUAUACUAUUGUGAAACGUCCCGAUUCUGUGGAGGAUCCUUUCUUUACGAUCUCGGUGCCAGCCUCCAAUUAUUUCCUGAACUCUUCAGCAUUUUCGAAUCUAAGUUACAAUCAACGACCCAAAGCCGAAUCUUCACAGCCAUUUUCUGAUAUAAGGGUUUUAAAACUACGCUCUGGAAGGGGUGGAAAUGGUGCUGUUUCUUUCUUAAGAGAAGCUAACCGUUCUAAAGGACCGCCUAAUGGAGGUGAUGGUGGUACUGGGGGAGACAUCUACGUACAAACAGCAAGUCAUAUGCACUCUUUACACAAGCUCAGUUCCAGAUAUCUUGCUGAAGACGGAUCGAGCGGAGAAAAGAACCAACUGGAUGGUAAAAGGGGUAGAGAUGUGGUGAUUGAAGUCCCAGUAGGAACUCAUAUUCAGUGGUGUCCAGAUCCAUUGGCUAUCAGAAAGAGCCAAAAACAAAAAAGGUCAUUAGCAUUCCACAUCAAAGCCGUAGGUGAGGAUUACCUAGCAUAUAAACCGGAAAAUAUCCAGUUUUUCAGGAACAGCUAUCAACCAGGGGAAGGAUGGAUUUUCAAAGACAGAGAUCAAGAAUAUCACAUGGCAAGAGACUUUUUUGUUAAACUGAAAAAGAACAUGACAGCUUAUGACAAAGAGCAAACAAAGGCUGAACUUCAUAAUGACAUUUUUCCUCUUGAAGGCAUAGAUCUGGAUAGUCCGAUGAAAGAGCCUCUUCUUCUUUUGAAGGGAGGAAAGGGAGGUUUAGGAAACAUGCAUUUCCUUACUGAUGAUAUAAGAAACCCCCGAUUUUCAAAAGUUGGAAGACCCGGGCUAGAACAGACUUUCGUGUUUGAACUUAAGUUAUUGGCUGACCUGGGACUUGUGGGAUUACCAAAUGCAGGCAAAUCCACCCUUUUAAGAGCCAUUUCUAAUGCAAGACCUAGAGUUGGGCAUUGGGAAUUUACAACAUUACAACCAACUAUUGGAACUAUCCCCAUGGGCAUUGAUAAAGAACCAUUCACAGUUGCAGAUAUUCCUGGUAUUAUUAAGGGAGCAUCCGAGAAUAGAGGUAUGGGAAUAAGCUUUCUGAGGCACGUGGAGCGUUCUGGCGGACUAGUGUUUGUCAUAUCUUUAGUGGGACAGAAUCCAAUCAACGAUCUAGAGAUCUUGUUAGCGGAGAUGACGGAGUCAAGAUUGCACGGUAAGAAUAUAUUAGUUGUGGCAACAAAAGCUGACGUUGAGGGAACGAAAGAAAAGUUCCAGAUGUUAAAGGAAUAUACACAAGAGAAAAAAAUGGAUAUAGUCCCGUGUUGCGCAAUGAAAAACGAAAAUAUUGAGAUGGUUAUUGAAAUGAUGGCUAAAUGCACAGGUAAAUAUUAA
Messenger RNA from Komagataella phaffii GS115, 1608 nucleotides. RefSeq lists its product as uncharacterized. NCBI's taxonomy places the organism in Eukaryota, Fungi, Ascomycota, Pichiomycetes, Pichiales, Pichiaceae. The record is from RefSeq and is a predicted model, not a curated record. The transcript has a single exon. The coding region runs from base 1 to 1608 and encodes 535 amino acids. Gene Ontology annotation, molecular function: GTP binding; GTPase activity. Gene Ontology annotation, cellular component: mitochondrion.